GUGUGUAUACACACACCAGAGUACCGCAGAGAGGACGCGCCUCCCUCCGCCACAGGGCCACGGAGAGGCCGUACGUCUGGAGACGCAGCGGCGGCUCGGGGAUGGAUCAGGGAGCCGCCGCGGGUACCGGAGGGACUUUCAUUUCCCUGAGCGACGCCGAGCAGAGAUGUUACUCCGGGCUGUACGCGCUCUGUCAGCCCGACAGCACCGGCACACCGGCGGCGGGGAAGCUGGCGGAGCUGUUCCGCGCGUCGCAGCUGCCGGCCGAGACGCUGCACCAGAUAACAGAGGUGUGCGGUGCGAAGCGACUGGGUUACUUCGGCUGUGGACAGUUUUACGUCGCUCUGAAGCUGAUGGCGGCCGCGCAGUCCGGGUUACCGGUUCGUCUGGAGAGCGCAGCGGGCGAGCUUCCUCUGCCUGUUUUUGUGGGAAUAACUGGCGACCCUGAGAUGCGUUAUCCCAGUCACCCUCCGACCAAUGAGAGCCAGGCUCACACCCUGAGUUCGGUUCUAGGCUCCGCCCCUCGCCCACCUGCUGACAGAUCUGUGCUCAGACACCCUGAGACCAACAUGGACAAACAGGAGGCGUGGUCUCCUCCGCGGUCACCUGGCAUCUCCCCGCCCCGCUCUCCAUCAGCCUAUAUCAGCUAUCCGUACAGCACACAGAGGAAUGGGACCGACACGCUAUUGGUGUAUGAUGGUAAACUGGCGAGUCGUCCCAGUGUUUCUCAGGAGAAUUCCUCUCCCAGUCAUUAUUUCGUCAGACUGCAGCCGGACGUCACACGGGUCGAGCGAUUGCCUGAAAGAAAUGAGGCUGAUUAUUCAGACGAUCCCUGGAGGAUUACAGAGGAGCAACGCGACUAUUACACCAUCCAAUUUAGAAGUCUACAGCCCGAUCUGAAUGCGCUCAUACUGGGAACUGUUGCAAAAAACUUCUUCACAAAGUCCAAGCUUCCCAUUCCAGAGCUGUCGCAUAUAUGGGAGUUAAGUGAUGUCGACAAGGAUGGUGCUCUCAACUUCUCCGAGUUUUGUACCGCCUUUCAUCUGAUCGUGGCUCGUAAGAACGGUUACCCACUCCCUGAAGCUCUCCCCCCCUCACUUAGACCAGGAUAUAUGGAUCAAUGUGUGGCUACGGUGACACCAGCAGAGACGACUCAACCUCUCAUUGUGUUUGAUGACACCAUAACCCCUGCAGCAACUCAGCUGGAGAAGGGUUCAGUUGACCUGCAGAUGACCUCUAGAUCAGGUGUGAGCACCUGCAAACAGGACACCAGAGAUGAGAGGAGACAGUCAGAGUUCAGCCCAAAGAGAGGCGAUCCAGAUCUUCACGAGAAGUCAAUACAGCAAAGUCAAGUCAGCACUUUAAAACCAGAUUCUCCACAGGAGCUUGAUGCAAAUAUGAAGUCAAGGACACGACCCAGGUCGUUUUCAAGCACAUCUAUAGAUGAUGCAAUAAGAAAGGUUGAAGAACCGCCCACACCACCACCCCGACCCCAGAAGACUCACUCUCGUGCCUCCUCGCUCGACCUGAAUAAACUGUUUCAGCAGAGCGGACAAGGUUCUAAAGGUGGUUGGUUGCCUCAACCUCCAGCUCUCCCUCCACGACCUCCAGCCACACAGAUCUUUAACUUCCAGCAUGACAAGAAUACCCAGAAGGCCGUGCAGCAGCCGAACUUUGCCGACUUCAGCAGAUUUAGGGAAGAGGAGGAAACCAGCGUACCUCCCCAAACCGUAAGGCCUGGGAUGAGAGGAGGUCUCAGCACAGAAGACCUGGCACCUUUAAAAACGGAUUCUCCAGCCGUGCUUCAAGGCCACACCCCUCAGAAGCCAGUACGAAGAAAGCUCCACCCAGAAAGCCAGAGUGCCACGCCCCAAUCGGGCACGCCCUACUCUGCUGCCACAUUGACCAAAUCUACACAGAGGUUGCCUCCCAAACAGAAGAGAGAGAUCCAGAUGGCCAUUCGUAAAAACAGAGAGACCAACGCAGUCCUGACACGUCUUAACAGUGAACUACAGCAACAGCUGAAGGUUGUCCAUCGAGAGCGAGUUACUCUGGAGUCCCAGCUGGAUUUGUUGCGGCCCGUGACGUCAACCUGACCAAUCACACAGCGUUUCUGUCCGGUUUCUAUGUUUCCAGUACACACACAUCGCAUCUUUUGUCUGGUGAUGUUUUGGUGAUGGUUUAUGAGCUGUAAUUCAAUCACAUGUCACAGUUCUUAUUAAAGUGACCAAACGAUGGAGGCACCACAAACACAGAAAGAGGAUAUUCACCUCCACACGAGGACAACGUCAGGAUUUGUUGGGUUAAAACGCUUGGAUUUGUGUUUGUGUUUGUUUUAUAACCAGACAUUACUAACACAGCUAACCGGAAAAAACUUCAUCCAGGAAAUUGAAAAUCUAUUUUUAGUUGAUUUAAUUGUUUUCGUAUGUUUUGUUUGUAACUUCAUCCAGGAUUUAAAGUACAGUUUCUGUUUGUGUUCGAGGCCAAUCCUGUUACACCAACAAUAAGCUUGUAAGGGUGAAUCCCACGAAAACGCAAGCAGGUUAUAUUUACAACCCAAACAUGAAAGAAAUAACUAGAAUCAUUUUGCUAAAAGAAAAUGAUGAAUAUUUGGACUCUCCCAAAA
Molecule: messenger RNA, 2626 nt
Organism: Misgurnus anguillicaudatus (oriental weatherfish)
Lineage: Eukaryota; Metazoa; Chordata; Actinopteri; Cypriniformes; Cobitidae
Gene: reps2
Product: RALBP1 associated Eps domain containing 2
Biological process (GO): endocytosis; endosomal transport
Cellular component (GO): cytoplasm; plasma membrane
Molecular function (GO): calcium ion binding; protein binding
Source: RefSeq, a predicted model, not a curated record